CCAAACCCGGUCAUAAGGAGAAGAAAAUUGUGUGAAUCGUCUACAUUUCGAGUGUUACAGUGUAUACGGUUCGGGUUGUACACGGUGGUUAGGGUUCAGCACAGAGAGAAAGAGAGAAGAAGAGCAGCAGAGAUGGAAGACGAAGAGGAAGACGAAAGGAGAGAAGCAGCAAUAGCGACAAGAGCUUCUUUGCAGCCCAAUUUCAAGCCUGAUGGGGUCUCCCAAUCCCAGCUCUCCAAAUUCCAAGAACUGCACAGGAGGCGUCUACAAAUUAAAGCAAAAUCAAAGAUUAAAAAGAAAGCAAAAGGGGAAAUCCUUGUAGGAAUAUCUGGUGAGAAUAGUAAAUCUCGUGUGAAGAAUCUUGAUGCCAAUGAUGUUACAGAGGAAAUUUCAAGUAAAGAAACUGAUCAUUCAAGUGUUUCCAUCUUGAAAGGGAACACCACCAAGGAUACCUUCUCCCAGCAGCAAGAGAAUGUAGCAGUGCAUAUCGGAACAAAGAAGCGUCAAAAGUUACAUUGGGGGCUGGACACGAAAGAAAGGUGGGAAAGGAAAGCCAACAUGUAGAGGUAAUCGUCAUGUGAGUGGAAAUGCAGCUUUCCUAUGUGACCGUUGCCAAACCAUCUGAAGUUGAUCUCUGGUUUGGAAGAUUCAGCUUGAACUAUGCUUCAAAUAUCACCGGCUCCAUAGAAAGAGCUACAGGAAAUCAAGUUAUCCCUUGUAUUUUUUGGAGCAAUGGAGAAUGAAAGUAGAAGAAUAGGAAAUCUUGUUGGAGAAAGAAUCUACACAGUACAUUCGAAGUGAUAAAAUAUUUUUACUUGGAUUUUCAAACAAUUGGUGUUAACAGUUGAUUUGCUGCUGUUGGUGCAUAAAUCCUAUGUAUUAACCCUUUUGUGUAGGAUUUUUUUACUUGGUUUUCUUUUGCUUCCUAUUCUAUGUUGCAACUACAUAAGAGAAAUUGGUUUUCUUUAUUUCAGUGAAA
This is a messenger RNA of Camellia sinensis, 979 nucleotides long. RefSeq lists its product as uncharacterized. NCBI's taxonomy places the organism in Eukaryota, Viridiplantae, Streptophyta, Magnoliopsida, Ericales, Theaceae. The record is from RefSeq and is a predicted model, not a curated record.